Poecilia reticulata (guppy) is the source of this 3505-nucleotide messenger RNA. It is a transcript of the gene znrf1, whose product is annotated as zinc and ring finger 1. Gene Ontology annotation, molecular function: ubiquitin protein ligase activity. Lineage: Eukaryota; Metazoa; Chordata; Actinopteri; Cyprinodontiformes; Poeciliidae. Gene Ontology annotation, biological process: protein K48-linked ubiquitination; proteasome-mediated ubiquitin-dependent protein catabolic process. The record is from RefSeq and is a predicted model, not a curated record. Gene Ontology annotation, cellular component: membrane; intracellular membrane-bounded organelle; cytoplasm.
ACCAGCUGUACUGAAGCAGCUUCCAGCUGGACACAAACCCAAACAUACAACCAGAGUUACACUUGAAUGGUUCAUACCAGUGUAGAUUGGCCCAGUCUAAGUCCCAAUCUAAAUUAAUUCAAGAAUCUUUAGUGAAGCUUGAACAUUAGUGUUCACAGACACUGUCCAUUUUGCAGCCUUAUGGACAGUAAAAGUAAAGGAACGGAUGUCAGCCCGAUAAGUUUAUUGGUUUAAAAUGAAACUCCACACAUAAAUGCUUGGGAAAGAGAAACUCGGAAUUUGCAAAACAUGAUUAUAAAUUUUAUCAUAGUUUCUCAAUUAGACUCAGAGUUUUGACUGAAUUUUAACUGGGCCAUUCCACACACUUUGAUUCAGAUCAUUCCACUAUAUGGUUGGUUCUUUGUUGCUCUGCUGGAAGUUAAAUCGCCAUUGCGGGCUCAAAUUUUCUGACUCCUCCAAAAGGAGAUUGGCCGGUGUUGAGAACGACUCUGCCACCACAUUUUGACUGCAUUUGAGAUGCUUUGGCAUGACUUCAAUUAUGCCAUUCAUGCGGGAAAGCCCUCCAGUGUGGCCAUAAUAAAACAAUUCUGCAGAGAGGAGUGGGCCACAUCACACUGAAGUAAAAGACGUAUGGCAGUCCCUGCUGCCAGGACUGGCACAACAGAUAGGGGGAUUAGAUAGUCCUCCCAUCCCAUUUGCUUCAUGACAUGAACAUUUAAGUGUGGCAAAAAAGAGGAUAGAUAUUACAAAAGACAAAUAAAAUUUCUUAUUGGGAUUUUGCUAUUGAUAAACGACCAAUAACAAAAUAGAUUUUUUAUUUUUAUGGGGCCUCAUCCGUCCACCCCUUUGAGAAACUGUGGCUCUUCCGAAUUAGUCCUUAGAACUUGUUGACUUAGCAGGAAGCUGUUUCAAUUGGGGAAGUAGGUAAUAAAAGCAAAUCGCACAUCUUGUCACACGUUCUUCUUCCAAAGACUGGUGCACAAGAACGCAGCCCAGUUCACCUUCAGGUGCCUGCCGGCCUCACCGCACCUGUCGCAGGUUAUCCUGAAAUGCCCCCUGUCUGAUCCAGCAGAUCAGACCCCCCACACGUAGAGAAAUCCAGGCCAAUCCCAUGUCGAGGAAUUAAAACAAAGUGUUGCUGCACCGUCUCCCGUCUGUCUGUGUUUAUGAUCCGAGCUUGCGCACUGAGCGCGUCCAUUGUCUGGUCAGCAGCGGCAGCAGCAGCGGCAGCAGCAGCAGCGGCGGCGGCGAUGAGCGGCGAGGAGCGCCCGAUCUGAGCGCAGGGGAGCGGCUUCACUGUGACCCCGAUCUCCGGGGAGGGGGGCAGGAGGAGGAGGAGAAGAAGUGUCCUCUGGUUGGAGCUCACCGGACCGGACCAGCGCUCGGUGACGACGUCAUUUAUUUCCAAGACAGACCGUCUUUUAUUUUUUUUCUGGCGGUCAGACAGACAGCAACAGUUGUCACGAUGUCUGAGAUCAGACGAGUGGCGAGCGGCGGAGUAAAGACUGCGGCGCUGCUGUGAUCCGGACCGGCCGGGGUGAUUCAGCCGUCUGAAGCAGCUGGGACAGCGCGGGGGAGCGGCGUGCAUCUGUUUAACCUUGCAGGGAUUUGGUUCGGCUCGGCAGCCACCCCCCCUCCAUCCGGUUGUGUCGAGGUUAUCUAUUUUAAUUAUAAUAUAUUAAUUUGUCUGAGGGUGAGGUGAAUCCAGACGUCAGGGCUGGCUCAUGUUCCGCUCGGCAGGGAAACGGGCUGUUGCGUCUGCAGAGAGUCAGAGCUGACGAGUCUGCUGAGACACACGGACAGACAGACAGGCAGGCAGGCCGAGAGACAGACAGGAACGAGGGGAGGGAAGGGGGGGCACAGCCUGUUUGGGCUUUCUCGACCCCUUUACGGAUCGAGCCACCCAGAACCCCCACCCAUUUCUCUCCCGCUUUGGAUGGGGGGGAAGCAGAGCACGGCAGGGCGGCCCCGGGGUGCUUUUCCCGGCGUCUCUUCGGAUGACAGCGCGGUGCCACCCUCGGCCCACUUUGGUCACUACCGGCCGAGCGGCACCAUGGGCCUGCGGAGCCGCUCGGUGAGCUCCGUGGCCGGGAUGGGCAUCGAACACAGUCCCGCCGUGCCCUUCGGCUUCUACACCCCAAGAGGGACGGACUCGGACCGAGCCGGAGGAGGGUCUGGGGGCACUACGGCGGCCCCCCACGGAACCGGCUACCAGGACUCUGGGGGCGGCGGGCAUCACACGGACGGGGUGCUCUAUUUGGGGUCCCGGGGGUCGCUGGCUGACACCUUACCCCUGCACAUUGCACCCCGCUGGUUCAGCGCGCACAGCGGAUUCAAGUGUCCUGUCUGCUCCAAGUCUGUGGCGUCCAAUGAGAUGGAGGUCCACUUCAUCAUGUGUCUCAGCAAACCUCGCCUCUCCUACAACGAUGAUGUGUUGGCGAGGGAUGCCGGUGAGUGUGUGAUCUGUCUAGAGGAGCUGCAGCAAGGGGACACCAUAGCCAGACUGCCGUGCCUCUGCAUCUACCACAAAAGCUGUAUAGACUCAUGGUUUGAGAUCAAUCGGUCCUGCCCUGAACACCCCUCCGACUGACCAACCACCUGGCCCACUCUGAGUACUCUUCAAGGACAUAUUAGGUUCCUGCCAUGGACAUCUGGACACAGACGCUACCAAAUCUGAUGAAACAAUCAAAGUGAUCAUCGCAUACUCGCCGUGACGGAAUCCAUAGCCCUAUCAGACAACCGUUCCUUGUAAACUGAACCAAAAAGAAAAUGUGACUUUCCAACCAUCACGCAUUAAAGGGCCUCUGUUAAGCUUUUUAUUUCGAAACCUGCUGAUGAUACUGCAUACAACGUGGACCCUCUCCCGCCUCCCUUCAGACACCCCUCCAAAGCAAAGCAUGGUCUUAACGGGCCUCUCAUCUCGUCUCUGGGUCCAGACCUGUCUGUAACUUGCGUCCAGUCCUCCCAUGGCCUUAACUGGGUGGGGAUGGGGGAAGGAGGAAGCAGGGCAGGGUGAGUGGAAGAGGAAAAGGAACCACAUGAGGAUGAAGGAGAGGGAGAGGCAGAAAACUGCAAACAGACUUGUACAUUAUUCAGUCGGCCUCUCAUCUCACACAAACAGGACUCCAGCUUGGUGGUGAUCUCUCAUAAAAGACUGCCUCACAGUGCGCUCCUCUUUCAUAGCCCCCUGCCUCAGUUCUGGGUACCGUCCGCACCAGAUUGAUUACAUCAGAAAGUACAUAAAAUGCUUUUCAGAUCAGGUCUGCGCACAUCUGAGCAGGAAGAGAGAGAAACUGGCACGUCAGCUUGUCCGGUGCGUUUGCCUGGUCUGAAGACGGGCGUGGUGGGGUGGAGAAGAGGGGAAUGGUCUGCACAUGCUCAAUCCAGACUGGGAGGGAGGAGGGAGCCGGAAGCAAUGUAGUUUACGCCCUUAAAGCAUGUAUGUGUGUGUGUGUGUGUGUGUGUGUGUGGUGUGUGUGCGUGUGUGUGCGUGUGUGCGUGUGUG